This is a messenger RNA of Neurospora tetrasperma FGSC 2508, 2760 nucleotides long. RefSeq lists its product as uncharacterized. Lineage: Eukaryota; Fungi; Ascomycota; Sordariomycetes; Sordariales; Sordariaceae. The transcript has 2 exons. The record is from RefSeq and is a predicted model, not a curated record. The coding region runs from base 1 to 2760 and encodes 919 amino acids.
AUGAUCUCAUGGCACCGAAAUUCGUGUGGUCGACCAGAUGUCUGUUUGGUUGACGGAGGCAUACCCUUUUGCAUGAGUUGCGACUCGUUGGCGCCUUUGGACGACCUGUCACCCAGUCAGGUCCCGUCAAACCCAUCGGUACUAUAUCAUGACGAGACAAAGGCCCUAUCACUGCACUGGCCAGCUUCUGUUGACUACGAGACCCAUUGCUACGACUCCAAUGGUUGCGAUAUCUCAUCACAGCUUGCAGAGAUUCUCGGUACCGAACCAUGGGACGAGACGAGCAGGCCAUCCAGCGAGCGGCCCUCAGGUAUGAUAGCAAACGAUGGAGUUUCGUCUUGCGAACCAUUGUCUUCAGGCCAAAGGCCAAGACAAGGGGCCAUAAACCCGCCGUCACUAAAUCCACGAGAAGAUAAUCUUGUCGCGUCCGACAGUAUUCGAAUCUUGCAUCUCAGCAAGGGCAACAAGUCUGAUCCGUUGCAUGGCCGCUUGGAAGUUUGCCAACUCAAAUACUUCCCUGAAUACGAGGCGCUAUCUUACACCUGGGGCACUGCAUCAGGAAACUCGAGCAGGACGAGGAAACUUUACCUGGGACGCGAAUGGAGCAUGCUUCCCAUCACCAUCAAUUGUGAGGCGGCUCUACGCGCCCUCCGUCUUCCUGAUGCCGACCGACGCAUAUGGGUCGAUGCAAUUUGUAUCAACCAGGAAAACGACACGGAGCGCACCCACCAGAUUCAGCUGAUGCCCAUAAUAUAUGCGACCGCAACCCAGGUAGUCAUCUAUAUUGGCAACGAGAAAUGGGAGGUAGAUAUAGGAUGGACUUACAAAAUCGAACGACAACAACGAACUAUAACUCGCAACCAAUGGGAAAAAAAAUGGGACAAGAUGGACAGCCGACUAAAGUGCCACUACUUCUUCCGAAGCUGGAUAAUCCAGGAGAUUGCCGCUGCUCGAAAAGCUUGGGUUACCGACGGAUCAUCGUGGCAACCGUGGCCCAUCAUCGAUGCCCAGGCUGAGGGAUAUGCUUCAAGGACAUUCCUUCCCUGGAUCAAAGACUUCGAGACACGCAAAUACAGGUUGCCCGGUUACUUGGUGAGGUUGGUGAUGGACUCCUGGUCUUCACAGGCGUCUGAUCCACGAGACAAAAUAUUCGCCCUUCUUGGGGUUGUCACAGGGGCUGCAGCUGAUGGUUUAGUCGGGGACUACUCUCUCUCAGUCGAACAGGUAUAUACUGGUUUAGCCGCAUUUGCCUUGACCAAACAUGGAGAAGUCGACAUCCUCCGUUACGCCAGCGGAUACACAAAGUCGAGGAACCUGCCAUCUUGGGUACCUGACUGGCGCCUCCUCUCACGCGACUGGGGAAUCAUGCUACGAAUGGAACAUGUAGAGCUGCAAUCUGUCCCAGCGCCCGAUGAAUGCAUCCAAUACCCAUGGCAGCUGCGUCGUUGGGGUGAAGAUGGAUGGGUUCGGAACAAGACUGAUGAUGUCAUAUCUGAUGAGCUCACCCUUCCAAAGGCGACAGUUCAUGGGCCUACUGGUACGCUGUGCGUCCAUGGAAUUAGGCUAACAAGCCUGACGAAAAAGUUCAAACGACAUGACUUUUCAACACAUGCUGUCUUUUGGGGGGAUUUCUUCAGCGUCACCGCACCACACAACUCAGAAUUUGAUGACUGCAUCUAUUUUCUCCGCGGGUUUGACGUACCGGUAGCCCUUCGCCCGGUGCGAAAGAAGACUCGCUAUGGGCUUCCUAGGAAAGACUUGUUUACAUUCGUCGGCUUGUGCUAUGUUAGCCCCGGCUCCUUGAUCACACUAGAAGGUUCGGAUUUGAGGGCGGACUAUCCUGAUGAUCUUGCACAAAUAUCACAGUGGACUGUUUUACAUGCUUCUACCGGUUUCUUCGAAGGGUUGCGGAUGGAAAACACUCAAGCUCUCCAUCUGAAGCUAGCCGAAAUGUGCUCCGCAGCCCAUACGGAAUAUUCUGCGUGGCAAGUAGCCUUUUUCAAAGAUCUCAGACAACGGGUCAACAUGAUUUGGGACAAUGUUCUACACCGAUUCGGAAAGGAUGCAUUUGCCCUGACAGCUUGGCGUGGUGCAUUGAGCGAUCCAGACGAGGCAUGUGCAGGACCGUCAAAUUUCUGGUCCGAAACCAUAGUACUGAGCGACCUAGAAGAGGCAUUUGCAAGACAGGCAAAUUUCUGGUCCGAGAUCAUUGGUCAACUGAUGACUGCUUCGAUGUCAUCUCGUGAAGAAAUGAAAGAGAAGCUCCGACAACAACGGCGGCAACUACAGACACUGGGCGAGACUAUGCGCCUAUUGCGUGUUACGCGCAAGGCAACGGAGGCGGGAAAUGCCCCAGACGCAAGCAUUUCCGAAGAACUUGAUUCACUUGCUAAGGAUCGUCUCUCAUACAGACAGAAGCUGCCAGCUCGACAGCAAGAGGAAGGUGACAGAUACUGUCCAAGAUGGUACGACUUUGCGGGCGUCAGUUUAUACUGGUACAACAUGCGAUAUAUCCACGCCAUAAAGGCUGCCAGCUACCUUGAACAGGCUCUGGUGUAUAUGGAUACUGCGCACGCAGAAAACUCGAGCACAGCGGCGUCCGUGUUAAAGGUCAACAUUGAUGCAGCAACAGAGUACCAAAGAGCGACGUGCAUAGCCUCGAUGGAGAUCAAAUUGGCAGCCAAGUCGUUGGUGCUCCCAAUGUACGAGACGGAUCCUGAAGAGGCGAUGGAUGAUUGGCAAAAAAUAUUCAUCAUCUAA